This is a messenger RNA of Oreochromis aureus, 2083 nucleotides long. Its product is annotated as sodium channel subunit beta-3-like. The record is from RefSeq and is a predicted model, not a curated record. The coding region runs from base 88 to 771 and encodes 227 amino acids. NCBI's taxonomy places the organism in Eukaryota, Metazoa, Chordata, Actinopteri, Cichliformes, Cichlidae. Gene Ontology annotation, molecular function: signaling receptor activity. Gene Ontology annotation, cellular component: membrane. The transcript has 5 exons. Gene Ontology annotation, biological process: adaptive immune response.
CAGGAAACACUGCUUGUUGUCUGAACUGGUGUGUAAGUACGCGCAGUGUGUGAGAAACAGAGACUUUAUGCUGUUAGUGCUGCAGAGAUGAUACGACUUUGUUGGGCCAUAUUAUUAAUUUGUUAUUAUUGCUAUUCAGAGGGCACUAUAAUCAUCACAGAGCCUGGUGAGAGCAUUACUUUGAAGUGUUCCUCAGAAGAAUGCCCCCAAAACAAUGGCCGAUAUCCUGGGAUGUAUCUGUAUCAUAGGUUUACUGAACAGAAUGAGGUGUAUUUCUAUAGCAACCAUGUUAACAGCAAAAUUACUGUGCGAUCGAGAUUCAAAGGCAGGAUUGAGUCAAACGGAGCUCCCAUGAACCACAGCAUCACCAUGACCAAUCUGACUGUGAAUGAUUCUGGUGUCUACACUUGUGUCUACAAAGAAUCAGUAGACAAAAGUGUUGAGUGCAAAGUCUACACGGUUUUUGUAAGAGCGGUACAGGUAGUGGAGAACUGUUCCUGUGAAACUACCCCUAUGAUACAUCCCACGACAUAUCCUGGACAAGAUGACCAGCACAUCUUGGUGUUCAUCAUCAGCAUCUGUGUCCUCGGCAUGCUGUUAAUCGUAGUCUUCAUCCUAUUGAUCAUUCAGAGGGUGAAACAAAAGCGUAGCAGCAAAAUAAGACCAAGACGUUCAAUGCAAGAAUCCAGUGACGUGUACGAAGUCAUGACCAAGAGUGACCUCUCCCCUGUCUCAGAGCACUCUUCUGAAAGUCCCUAUGAGUUUGAUUAGCAAUGCAGUCAAAUGUUAUUGGCUCACUGAAGUCUCAUGAAGUCAUUUCAAUCACAGGUCAAAAUGUCAAACAUUUGUUUUUUUUACACUUUUUAAACACUGGUUAAUUGAAACCACUUGAAUUAUUUCAAAUCAUUCUUAGUAUUGAUCAGCAUUAUUUUCACUGUUACAUUUCAUUGUAUAGUAUUGGUCUAUAUUUGAAUAAUGAAGCACAAGUACUGCAUAUAGAUAAAGGAGUUGUCUGUAACUUAUAUAGUGUGGUAACUUAAAGCUUUUUUGUACUUACAGGGUAGACACAAUCUUUUUUCUUUUUCUUUUUUUUUUGCUUAUUUAAUAGAAAAUAGACUAUUGUACUCAAAAAUAUACACUGAUUAGUGUGUAAAUACAUCUUCCGUCAAAUUAAUGGAUUCUCAUGAUUAAUUAGAAUUAAUCCAUUAAAAAAAGAUAGGAAUGGGUAUAGGUUUGCAGCUGAGAUGGACAUUGUUGCUCUGCUUUUAUAUAUGUGGCCAAAGACCAACCGAAUACGUGGUACACCAAAACCAGAGGAGAAAGGGUCUCGUAGACAUUUGCAUGCCAUGGAGGUAAGUUUUUAGUCAUGUCUGCACCUUUGGAUUUAACAUAUACCUAUGUUUCACCAAGAAAAGGCUAAGGAAAGACAUAGCCAAAGUUAGCUUCACUGACUCCUCCAGAGAAAAUAGAUAUAGAUGUUUCUUCCCUGGCAUAUUGACAGCUGAGGUAAAACGUGGACUGACAGCCUACCCAGAGUGCAAAAGUUUUUGAGGAGACUCAAGAGUAAAAACAUAAAAUAUUGCAAAAUAUUUAAUUGACACAUAUUUUUUUUAUUUAUUCUGAGUAUUGAUAUUAUUCAGAGUUAAAAUAUAGUUUGUGCUAUUUGUUUUAUUGAUUUAUUUUUUUACAGACAUUAGAAAAAACAUCCCAGCUGACUGUGACCAUUUUGGGGUACAGUCUAUAUUUACUCCCAUCUAGCUUUGAAACUUUUACACGCAGUGACUUUAAACCCUAUAGAAAAUACUAAGCUACAGUAUCUUUUACCUACAGUGCUACAGCAUCAUGGUUAUCAAACUAUUUGUAACUGAUUAUGAGGCAAAUACUUCUGAAGGCUAAUGUGUAAUAAAGCAUCAUUCUGAUUAUUUCAUCUGUACAAUGUAACAAAGGAAUGUAAAUUCUAUCUAAUCUAUUUCUUUCACAUCUUUUCUAAAAGUGUUAUUUAAUUCAAAUAUUUCAUAUCUCACUCUUUUAUCUCCAUUUGUUGUCUUUGUUGCCACUAAAAAAUUAAAUUCAUGAUGCUCUU